Molecule: messenger RNA, 699 nt
Organism: Ostertagia ostertagi
Lineage: Eukaryota; Metazoa; Nematoda; Chromadorea; Rhabditida; Trichostrongylidae
Source: the annotation of a GenBank genome assembly
AUGAUGAAGCAUGCAUUCGUGUCCAAAAUUACUCUUCAGGUUUCGAACCCACUGCUGCCAUCAUUGUUGCUAGACGUGUUAGUGGUCAUCGAAGGCGAUGUCCAGUCUAGUGAAAAGAAAGAAAAGGCUGUUCAGAAGUUCACGGAAUUUGUCAACCUGAUAUGUGAUCAGAUUAUUCCCGCUGAUAUUUUGCGCAUAGAACUCGACGUGCUCGAUGCUUCCUUACCGGCAAACAAACAACAGCUUGCUGCUGGAAAAGAGACACCCUUCUCUUUGUAUGUUGUCACUUCGUCGUUACUUCGCGAAGAAAUGAUUGAUCUCAUGAAAAUUACUGGAUUUAUGGUACCAAGAGCUGAAGGCAUCAAAGAAACCCAUCGAGCUAGAGCGGCUAAGGCAGGCGAAAGAGCCAGAAAGGCAGAAACUAUCUUGGCGUCAAACAUACCCGUGGAUGUGUCCCGCAAUGCUAACGUCGAUGUUAUGGAUACCGGUCAGUCUAUUGUUGGAGUAUCAUUUGCUACGGUCGCCGCAAUUCAAGAAGCCGACGAUGCUAAACUUGCUGCAGAGCUAAACGAGGAACUUGUUUUGUCGACAAACCAAAAACUUGGCUUGGUUUGCGCUCUCAUAGAGGAUGGUGCAUGGUCUCUGGCGAAGGUUAUAAUUGAUCGUCUACCUGAGUACUAUGCAGUGCAGGCUAGGUAA